Messenger RNA from Trachymyrmex cornetzi, 3071 nucleotides. RefSeq names its product proto-oncogene like protein Myb (gene Myb). Gene Ontology annotation, molecular function: RNA polymerase II cis-regulatory region sequence-specific DNA binding; DNA-binding transcription factor activity, RNA polymerase II-specific. Bases 324 to 2459 code for a protein of 711 amino acids. The record is from RefSeq and is a predicted model, not a curated record. The transcript is spliced from 10 exons. Gene Ontology annotation, biological process: regulation of DNA-templated transcription. Gene Ontology annotation, cellular component: nucleus. Lineage: Eukaryota; Metazoa; Arthropoda; Insecta; Hymenoptera; Formicidae.
GAAAAGGUAAAGGUGGAGAAAAGGGAUGCACGUGUUGUUCUGAUGCUUUUAGGGGUUUCUUUUUCGCGAGGGGCCGAGGGAAAGCGCAUAAACAUGACUGCAUGAGACCAGUCUUCGAUAGAAUAAAAUUCUCCGGAGACGGAGACGCAAUGGAUUACGGCGUUACCGCGUGCAGGCGGUAGUGCUCGUAAGCCGGGGGGUGCUCGAAGCAUCUACGCGGGAGAGAAGAUUCUAUUUAUCGCCGAUCCCGCGCUUUCUCCUUCGGCUCUCCCCCGUCCGUCGUCCCCGUCUCGUCCGCCGUCCGUGAGAAUCGUGCGUCGCUUAUGAUGGAUAUAUUUUCGAAUGGAUUGCUCGUGCCGAAUGGAUUGUCGAUCAACAAUGUGGAGAUAGCCUCCUAUCAUUCGUCCUUUUGCUCGCCACCGAUCACAGAAGCAUCUCGAUCUGGUUACGAUUCUAGCAGCGGUGGAGAGUCCGACAACGAGUACAGUACAGUUAGCCAAGGCAGUCAAGUACAAAGCCAAGCGCAAAAUCAACUUCCCAGUGUCACAAAUUAUGGGCAAGGAAAACACAUAAAUAAAGGACGAUGGACCAAAGACGAAGACGCUUUAUUGAAACAACUAGUAAGCAACGCAGAACAACAGGUUUUGCGAUGGGACAUUAUAGCCGGCCAGUUUCCAGAUAGGAGCGAUGUACAAUGUCAACAGAGAUGGGCGAAGGUCGUGAACCCGGAACUGGUGAAGGGUCCAUGGACGAAGGAGGAAGAUGAAAAAGUAGUAGAACUUGUACGGAAAUAUGGUCCGAAAAAGUGGACGGUGAUAGCGCGACAUCUUAAAGGUCGGAUUGGCAAACAGUGCCGAGAACGAUGGCACAAUCACUUGAAUCCGGAGAUAAAGAAAACUGCGUGGACAGAGGUUGAAGACAAAAUAAUCGUUGAUGCCCAUCGUAGAGUCGGCAAUCAAUGGGCAAAAAUCGCUAAGCUUUUACCGGGUAGAACUGACAAUGCGAUUAAAAAUCAUUGGAAUAGUACAAUGAGAAGGAAAUAUGAAGGUGAAGAAGGAAGAAUUGCGAUCAAAGGUAUUGUUUACGAUGGCAGAGGCAAGAGAAAAAAUACACAGAGUGCUACUACUGUAAAGGAUACGCUUCUUCUGGAAGAUGAUCAGAAUCGGAUGAAAACUGCCUCGGCUACUAGUUCGACAGUAACGGCGGGUAACUCCUCGCAGAGUCUCGAUCUCGAGCAUCUGGGUUGGAUUAAAAGUUGGGAACAACAUGCUACGGCGGAAUACCAGAAUGCUCUGGAAUUAAACAGGCAUACACAUGGCAAUGAAAAGUGCGCGUCUCCGUUGAAGAGGGGAUCUUCACGAGCGAAAGCCGAGACAGUUUCGUCAUUAUCUAAAUAUUUCAACUUGCAACAAAUACAAAACGAAACAUCUGGUUCGAAGAGCUCGGAGAUAAAACUGAUGCCGAUGCCCGACUUGGAGGAUAUACCCGAGCAGCAUGUAGAGAAGAAGAGUAGCCCUCCGCCUAUAUUACGUAGACGUAGAAACGCGCACAGUUCGCUGCAGAGGAUAGACGUUUCCGACAGCGGAAAUCAGUCGAAUUACAUCAUAACGAGCCAACAGGUGCAAACAGGAAACAUCACCCCUUCGACUCCCAUCAAGCAACUUCCAUUCAGUCCUUCGCAAUUCCUGAACAGUCUGAGUCCGUCGGAGACGUGGCCACGCGCAAGUACACCCAAAGGAAGCAGUCCUGGCCCGCUCACGACUCCGCAGCCUACUGGUUUCCGAAGAAGUCAAAACGACGGUAACACACCAAGAACACCAACCCCAUUUAAAAACGCCUUAGCUGAGCUCGAGCGACGAACCGGAGCGGUACAGUUGCCCGCGACUCCUAGUCGUCUAGAUGCAUUGACCGAGAUAAUAAAGCAAGAGACCGAGAACGAGGCUGGAACGAGUACGAUUCAGGACCAAGAUUCGGGCUACAACAGUAUGAUACGAAGGCGCGGUAAAGAAAACAGUGCACCAGGAGGAAAACGUGCGAGGAAGGCCCUUUCUCAAGCUUGGGCAUCUCAGGACAACUCCGAAAUUAGUUUCCUUGUGGAAACACCAAGUAAAAGUUUGGAAGCUUCUACAUUGUUCUCACCUGCAUCUAUGGCGCUAGAAGAUAGCUUUUUGACGGCAGGAACCAGUCCCACAAAGACUCCUCACGACUUUACGUCCGUACAACAACGGAAGCCGAAUGCUAAGAGAGCAAUCACGUUUGACGCAUUCGACAGUCCUUAUUGUAUCUUCAGCCCUCUGCCUUCCAGGCCGGUAAAACGCACCAAGGCACAGUUGGAAGCACAAUGGAUAACGGUGGCGUGUGGUCGUACCCGGGACCAGCUUGACAUGACUCGCGCCGCUCGACGCUUUCUAAACAAUCAUGGAUAUCUGCCGUUGCGCCCACGUUCUUUGAAUUUCUGAAGAAAAAAAAGGAAAAGGAAUGUGAAAAGUGGAAUACCGGCGCUCGGUCGCACUUUGUGGUACAAAAGAAGAAUUGUCAUUAAACUAGUCGUAGAUGAAGAUGUAAGGCCGUUCCGUUUCAGGAAUGCACGAUCACUAUCGGUUAUUUCACGCGCUAUGAAUUCGAGAGGUAAAUUAAGCGACGAAUUCGAUCGGUUGACCUCGAUGUGCGUGGAUCAACUCUACACUGCGCUGGGUAACAAAGAGGGACUUUGAAGAAAACAUAACGGAAAUAAAUAUUAUUCUUUCGGGCAGGUUCUGGAUGGUGACUGAAUCAGGUGUGGAUCUAAUGGAAAUGGAUACUUUCCUCUCUAUCUCUCGAAUAUUCUUUUUUUAAAAUAAAAUUUGCGUUUCCAACCACGUAUUCGUUUCGACAAAAAAGUAUACUGAAUGAAUUCACGAUUUAUUUUCGGAAUUAGAGGGCGCUAGAAAAAGUAAAUCAUUUUGCCUCUUCUUGUGAAAAAAUUAUGUACAUAACAACAUAUGAGGUAGAGCGAAGAAGUAGCUGUUUCACGAUUUGCAAAAUAUAAACAUUAUGUCGCUUUGUAAGAUUGUUCUAUAUUUUGUGGUUGC